Molecule: messenger RNA, 654 nt
Organism: Aspergillus affinis
Lineage: Eukaryota; Fungi; Ascomycota; Eurotiomycetes; Eurotiales; Aspergillaceae
Exons: 1
Coding region: 1-654 (217 amino acids)
Source: RefSeq, a predicted model, not a curated record
AUGGGUGUUCGAUUGCACUUAUCCACGUGGUCCAUCACGAGGCUCGCAGCUGCAGCCAAAACUGACGUCCGCCGGAGAAUCCAGGCGCAGUGGGCGAAGUGGUGGGAGCGACAACGGGUUGGAAAGCCUACCACGCGGCUGAUUCCGAAGCCGAAUAAGAAGGUCUUAAGGAUGUACGAGGGCCUGAGCAAGCCCCAGACCUCUAUAAUCAUCCAGAUGCGCACUAUGAGGAUCGGAUUGAGGCAUUCCCUCUUCAAGAUAAAGCAGGUCGACUCCGACCGCUGCGGGUGUGAAUUAGGCUCUCAAACGCCUAAACACGUCCUUAUGGAGUGCUCGCUGCACCUCGCCAGUCGGAGAAUAAUGAUGGAACGCCUCGACUCUAUCGAGGGACUGCGUGGGCGUAUACAGGACUACGACGCAGUCAUGAACCACCCGCAGGCGAUACGCUACGUCGCCGAUUUCAUGCAACCAACAGGCCUCCUACAGCAGUUCCGAUUCGCCACGUUUAACGACGAGGACGAGGAGGUCCCGGAACCCAGCACCCUCCUAGAGGGACUCGAUCUAAACGAGGAAGACAAUGGUUACACAGAACACCAAGGGCCAGUGAGUCUCAACUGGCUAUACGAUGCGCACAUGCAGGAAUACUACAAAUAG